Messenger RNA from Laccaria bicolor S238N-H82, 1530 nucleotides. RefSeq lists its product as uncharacterized. The record is from RefSeq and is a predicted model, not a curated record. The transcript has 2 exons. Bases 1 to 1530 code for a protein of 509 amino acids. NCBI's taxonomy places the organism in Eukaryota, Fungi, Basidiomycota, Agaricomycetes, Agaricales, Hydnangiaceae.
AUGGACGUAUCGAAUUUGCUGGAGCAGCUCGUCGUCUCCCAUGACGAUUCCUACGAAGGCAUUCACUCCAGCCCAGAACCUCCUUUACUAGCAGAUCAUGAAAGCACCUCCAUCCAUUCCCUCCCCGUCGAGCUCCUCGAAAUCAUAUUCACAAUGACCCACCGGGCCUGGCUCCUCUCCACCAUCCAUCCCCAACUCCUCACCAUCAACCCCACCUUACCGAGGAACAGCAUCUGGGACACCCUAAUGAGGCAGUUCUCCCUCUUCCCGCACGUACCCGCGUCGGUAUGUCGGCUCUGGCGGGAGAUCAUCACAUCCACACCCCAUUUCUGGACACGCCCAGUCAUUCUGGUUGACUCCCCUGCGUCGUUGACGGCGCAGCUAACCCUGUUCCUCAAACGAUCCCGGCACCUCCCCAUCGUCGUAGCCAUCGUGCGGAGGUCCUAUGAUGGGGGGUACGACCCGAACGAACGGUGGCGCGUAGCGGCAGUCAUGAAUGUCCUAGCACGCAACCUCCACCAUUUCCAAGAUAUCUACUUCCACGUUACCCAAAGCUCCUCGCUCCCACCUAUGUCUACCUUCUUUCAAAGCACGGCACCUCACCUCGUCAGCAUAGCAAUGCACUGCGAUAUGGACGAUGGGCUGAACGUGUGUGUUCCCCCACCUAUCCCUAUCCCUUCGCGGCCCGACCUCUCCUCUCCCCCUUUGUUUUCCCUCAAAUUGGAUGGCCCGAAUUUUAUGACGAUGUGUCGGAACCCGUCCGUAUGGAUCGGGAAGUUUUCAUUCCUCAAAUCACUCACAAUUGAACGUCUUGCUUUCAUUGGAGACGAGUUGAUAUCGCUGGAAUGUGCUUUUAUAGCCAUCGCGUGUCUGCCUUUACUUUCUUCCCUCGUCCUUCGGGACGUCACUUUCCUCCUCACUUGGCCGGCUACCAGGAUUCCGGGUGCUCAGCGCCUCAAAUUGGGGGUGUCGGAGGUACACCUUGAAGAUCUAGAAGAUGACGUGAUCAAAGGGAUCCACUCCAUAGCACACCUCUCCCCAACCCACCUCACGCUCAAAAACGUCUCUAUAAACGAGUUUCCGGAGGUUCCGUGUACGACGUUCCUUGAACUCGCAGACCUCCGGGACGAUCAGGACCUCGAAGACUUUUUAACCUUUUGGGACGGGGAGGUCCUCUCCUUAAGGGGUUGUCCGUCGUUCGACGAUAAUCUUUUAGGACUUUUCGAAGCGGAGAUAGUGCCGCCGUAUCAUAUCGCUCCCAGCCUACGUGCUCUGCAUAUCGAGGAUUGUGAGAACUUUACGGGAAAGGCGUUGAGGAAAAUGGUGGAAAGGAGGAGGGACUUUGCGAUGCGUGAGGAGAAUAGGGGUUUGGGGUUUGUGUGUAUAGAGGAUGUGUAUGUGUGUGGGGUUGGGCCUACGGUGUUGGAGGAGGAGGAUGAGAGAUGGUUGAGGGGGAAUGUGAGGAAUUUUCAUUGGGGGCUGGAGGAGGGGAAUGAUGUUCCUAGGAUUACUAUGGUGUAUGAUGACUAG